ACAGACGAUGCAGAUUGUUUAUGUUGUGGAAGAGAAGCAAACAAUUUGGUAUAUUAUUGUACCAAAUGUGAAGUUGUAAUGCAUACAAUUUGUGCGAUGAAGUCGGUACUGUUCGUUGUAGACCAACCAAAAAGCCAUGACCAUCCGCUCACUUUUUUUCCUAGACAAGCUUCCUUAACUUGCGAUGUUUGUGGUUUACUCAGAAGUAACUAUCCCACCUACGUGUGUCUUAGAUGCAACUUUGUUUCUCAUAACGAUUGUAUGUAUUCUCCACGCAUCAUCAAGAUUUCACGCCACUACCAUCGCAUCUCCUACACUACUUCUCUCCGGUCUAGGGAAUGGUCAUGUGGAGUUUGUCGUAAGAGUAUUGAUCGUGACUAUGGUGCAUAUAUUUGUGAAAAAUGUGAUGAUUAUGUUGUUCACGUAAGAUGUGCUCUACGGGUAGAUGUGUGGGAUGGAGUCGAACUCGAAGGUGUACCUGAAGAAGAUGAUAUAACACAAGAUGUUGGGCCGUACGAGGUGAUAUCUAAAGGAGUGAUACUUCAUUUUCUGCAUAGCCACCAUCUUCGGCUUGAGGUUAGCAUAACUUACGAUGAAAACAGGCUUUGCCAUGCCUGUGUUAUGCCUAUCGUUGAAGGUAACCUCUUUUCUUGUUUGGAAUGUGAGUUCAUCCUCCAUGAAAUAUGUGCAAAAUCUCGCCGCAGAAUACAACAUUUGUUACAUCCUCAUCCACUUAAAUUGGUCCACGUGAGUGAAUGUGACUACAACUUCUUCUGCGAUGCCUGUUUUCGUGUCUGUGGUGGCCUCAUUUAUCUAUGUCCCAUACUGGAAUGCGAUUUCGGUGUAGAUGUACGGUGUGCUGCAAUUUCUGAGCCAUUUCAUUUUCAAGGACAUGAACAUCCCUUGUUCCUAGCUUUAGACCCAAAAGUCAAGCCAAUAUGUGAGGUAUGCAAAUUAGAAUGUCGUAAACAAUUUAAUUGCAUUGAAUGCGAUUUUAUUGUUUGUAUCAAGUGUGCUACCUUACCAUACGAAGCAAGGUAUAAGCUCGACAAACACUUACUUACAUUAUUAUGGGGGAAAGAGGUGUGUGAAGAAGAUUGGUGUGAAGCUUGCGAACGUAAUUUAAAAGAUACAAGCACUAAAUUAUUCUAUUGGUGCAAGGAUUGCUGCACUACUCUUCAUAUUUCCUGCUUAUUUGAUGACGACCUAUAUGUGAAACCUGGUCAAGUUUUGAAAGUAGAAGGGAAGGAGGACGUCAAAGUUCUUGCCAAAGGAAAUCUUUCACGACCACUUUGUGAUUCUUGUAAGUACCCUUGUCAGGGCAGAACAUUUACGACAGACAACAGCACAAUGUGUUCUAUGAAAUGUGCUCGUGGUAAGAUAUAGUUAUCUCUCGUGAUUUACAACUGUUCACUAUUUACGUUUGGCAAUGCCCAUGAAAUUCACUUUUAGAAUUCACUGCGUCGGAGCUAGACUCCGUUCGAUAGCCAACCGAGGGCGAAAAAGUGGUGAAA
This is a messenger RNA of Capsella rubella, 1514 nucleotides long. RefSeq lists its product as uncharacterized. The transcript has a single exon. Lineage: Eukaryota; Viridiplantae; Streptophyta; Magnoliopsida; Brassicales; Brassicaceae. The record is from RefSeq and is a predicted model, not a curated record. Bases 79 to 1386 code for a protein of 435 amino acids.